This is a messenger RNA of Trifolium pratense (red clover), 1616 nucleotides long. RefSeq names its product serine/threonine-protein phosphatase PP2A-2 catalytic subunit-like. The record is from RefSeq and is a predicted model, not a curated record. Gene Ontology annotation, cellular component: cytoplasm. Gene Ontology annotation, molecular function: protein serine/threonine phosphatase activity. NCBI's taxonomy places the organism in Eukaryota, Viridiplantae, Streptophyta, Magnoliopsida, Fabales, Fabaceae. The transcript has 6 exons. Bases 339 to 1259 code for a protein of 306 amino acids. Gene Ontology annotation, biological process: mitotic cell cycle; peptidyl-serine dephosphorylation.
GACAUAGGUAGUUUAUUUAGCCAUAAAAUGAAGAAUUUAUUGUCGGGUUGUUUAUGUCUCUCUGAUUGAGAGAGACUGAAACCAACGGAGCCACCUCCAAAAACGGUGCGUUUUACUCUCCGCGCUCGGAUUCAUAAUCUAGCCCUAACCCUAGCCCUAAUCCUCACCCUCACCUUUCUUUCUACACCGUCGACGACGCUCCGGUCGAGUCAUACCACCUAACCAAUCGAUUCAAUCUUUCCACUCUGUUCCCUCCGCAAGACCAGAUCCAUCCACAACAAGAAGAAAAGAAACCGAAGAUCUUGAAGGUGUUUUGGAUCGGAUCGCAGUGAUAAACGAUGCCGUCUCAAGCGGAUCUAGAUCGUCAAAUCGAGCAGCUGAUGGAUUGCAAGCCUCUGACGGAAUCGGAGGUAAAGGCGCUGUGUGAACAAGCGAGGGCGAUUCUGGUGGAGGAGUGGAACGUUCAGCCGGUGAAGUGUCCGGUCACUGUUUGCGGCGAUAUUCAUGGCCAGUUUUAUGAUCUUAUUGAGUUGUUUCGGAUAGGAGGGAAUGCUCCUCAUACUAAUUACCUCUUUAUGGGUGAUUAUGUUGAUCGUGGAUACUAUUCUGUGGAGACUGUUACACUUCUCGUGGCCUUGAAAGUUCGUUACAGAGAUAGACUUACAAUUCUCAGGGGAAACCAUGAAAGCCGUCAAAUUACUCAAGUGUAUGGCUUCUAUGAUGAAUGCUUGAGAAAAUACGGAAAUGCCAAUGUCUGGAAAUUCUUCACCGACCUGUUUGAUUAUUUACCUCUGACCGCCCUCAUUGAGAGUCAGAUUUUCUGCUUGCACGGAGGUCUUUCACCUUCUUUGGAUACGCUGGAUAAUAUCAGAGCAUUGGAUCGUAUACAAGAGGUUCCACACGAGGGACCAAUGUGUGAUCUCUUGUGGUCCGAUCCCGAUGAUCGCUGUGGGUGGGGAAUAUCUCCACGUGGUGCUGGAUACACAUUUGGGCAGGAUAUAGCUGCUCAGUUCAAUCAUACCAAUGGUCUCUCCCUGAUAUCUAGAGCUCACCAGCUUGUUAUGGAAGGAUACAAUUGGGCCCAGGAAAAGAAUGUGGUCACUGUAUUUAGUGCUCCAAAUUACUGUUACCGGUGUGGGAAUAUGGCUGCUAUACUGGAAAUCGGAGAGAAUAUGGAUCAGAAUUUUCUUCAAUUUGAUCCAGCCCCCAGGCAAAUUGAGCCUGACACUACACGCAAGACUCCAGAUUAUUUUUUGUAAUUGCUUCAUAUAUCUGCCCGUUUGUAGUUAUUGCUUUCUGCAAUUACUGUAGAUGUGUUUUUAAGGAAAGAGGAAUUUAACUUUUUAAGUGAACGGUGGUUAUCAACAUAAUUCUUUCUCCUGCCGCUGCUCGUGCCUUAUCUGCUGGAAACCAAUAUAACUGAUCCAAGCCACCAAUUGGUGUUUGUAUAUUUUUUAGAGGGGGAAGCAGCAAUAACGUGGUAUAUCUUGUUUUGUAUUUGUUUUUUUUUUUUCAAAUUAAAUCUCAAGUUAGAGAGCAGAUGUUUUGAUUCGCGACAAUGAUGUUCAUUUGAGACUUUUGGUGGUGCCAAAUGAAAGUUCAGUUGUUCAUUUUAA